Phaethon lepturus (White-tailed tropicbird) is the source of this 599-nucleotide messenger RNA. RefSeq names its product secreted frizzled-related protein 4 (gene SFRP4). Gene Ontology annotation, molecular function: protein binding. The transcript is spliced from 5 exons. The annotation marks the transcript as partial. NCBI's taxonomy places the organism in Eukaryota, Metazoa, Chordata, Aves, Phaethontiformes, Phaethontidae. The record is from RefSeq and is a predicted model, not a curated record.
AUGUGAAGUGGACGGACUUCACGCAGGGCGUGCUGGUGCCGGAGAGACCCCCAGAGCCCGACUGCAGGAGCCGCGGCCAGGAGCGAUGCAGGUGCAAAAAGACAAAGCCUACGCUGUCGACCUACCUGGCCAAGAACUACAGCUACAUCAUUCAUGCUAAAGUAAAAAACAUAGAAAGAGGGAACUGCAAUGAGAUAACAACUGUGGUUGAAGUCAAGGACAUACUUAAGUCUUCAACGCCAAUUCCUCUGUCUCAAGUGCCUCUUCUUACAAAUUCCUCCUGCCAGUGUCCACCUCUUCAACCGAAGCAAGAUGUUCUCAUCAUGUGCUACGAAUGGCGCUCCAGGUUGAUGCUUCUUGAUGGAUGUCUAGUUGAAAAAUGGAAAGAUCAACUAAACAAAAGAUUUAAGAGGUGGGAACAGCGACUGCAAGAACAAAAGCUGCGAACGGCCCGCAGUAAGAACCAGAAUGCAGGACGCAGUGGUCGGAGUGGAGCCCCAAAACCAUCAACCAAGAACACCAAUCCACUGGUCAGUGGCCCCAAAAAGGCCAUUAAAAUAAAAAAUGGCCAGAAAGAAAUCAACCCUAAAAAAGUAUGA